This is a messenger RNA of Triticum urartu, 741 nucleotides long. Lineage: Eukaryota; Viridiplantae; Streptophyta; Magnoliopsida; Poales; Poaceae. The record is from RefSeq and is a predicted model, not a curated record.
CUGUCAUGCAGCCAAAGGCAGCUUUGUAAUGCCCUGGCCAUAAUAAAGCAAGAGAUGGUUGUGCACAAGGAGGGCGAGAUCAUGCAGACGGAACAGGACCCGACGAUGGAGCUCUCUAUGGUCUCGAUGGACCUCACCUUGCUCCACUGCCCCUUGUGCCUCCGCCCCUUGAAGCCUCCAGUGUAUGAGUGCAAGGGAGGGUGUCUGGCUUGCGCGGACUGCCGCAUCAAGCGCCCCGAGAACCAGCAGCAGUGCCAGAAGUGCGAGCGCGGCAGUGGCUUCGACGUGCGGAACAUGGCGGUAGAUGUCGUCCUAUCCUCGGUGAGGGUGGAGUGCCCGCAUGAAGGCUGUGGGCUCUGCGUGACUUACCACAAGCUCGCCGAUCACCAGAGCGUGUGUCCGCUCGCGCCCUGCAAAUGCCCCGUGCCCGUCUGCAGCUACGAAGGCCCGCCGCCGGUGCUCUCCCACCACAUCAGCACCAUGCAUCCCAUGCCCGUGCACAAGAUCCAAGCGGGGGCGUCCCCACUGCCACACUACGUGGCCAAGCUGUGGGCGAACGGCCCGUCGGGGGAGCCCAAAGGCAGGACCGAUGCCGUCAAGGUGGAAAUGGAGGUGACAAGCAGCAGGGAUCCUGGCGACGUCACCGUGCAGGAGCUGACCUUCUUCACAGUUCCACCCAAGCUAUUGGCCGGGGCUAAGAUGGUGUCCCUCCACAUUCAGAUUGACAAGCUCACGUCCUAA